GCCACCCCUCCCUCGGGCAUUGCUGCCAUGAAUGCCCUCCUGCUCUCCGCACUGUGCCUCCUCGGGGCCUGGGCUGCCCUGGCAGGAGGGGUCACCGUGCAGGACGGAAAUUUCUCCUUUUCUCUGGAGUCAGUGAAGAAGCUCAAAGACCUCCAAGAGCCCCAGGAGCCCAGGGUUGGGAAACUCAGGAAGUUUGCACCCAUCCCUGGUGAACCUGUGGUUCCCAUCCUCUGUAGCAACCCAAACUUUCCAGAAGAACUCAAGCCUCUCUGCAAGGUGCCCAAUGCCCAGGAGAUACUUCAGAGGCUGGAGGAAAUCGCUGAGGACCCGAGCACGUGUGAGAUCUGUGCCUACGCUGCUUGUACUGCUUGUACCGGAUGCUAGGGAGGCUUGCCCACUGCCUGCCUCCCCUCCCCAGCAGGGAAGCUCUUUUCUCCUGUAGGAAGGGCCACCCAUGAUAUUCCACUCCCAGCAGCUCAAGCUACCCUGGUCCAGUCGGGAGGAGCAGCCCAGGGAGGAACUGGGUGACUGGAGGCCUCGCCCCAACACUGUCCUUCCCUAGAGCCACUCCAACCCCCCGCUAAUAAACCAGAUUCCAGAGUA
Piliocolobus tephrosceles (Ugandan red Colobus) is the source of this 603-nucleotide messenger RNA. RefSeq names its product guanylate cyclase activator 2A (gene GUCA2A). The record is from RefSeq and is a predicted model, not a curated record. The transcript has 3 exons. Gene Ontology annotation, cellular component: extracellular region. Bases 28 to 384 code for a protein of 118 amino acids. Gene Ontology annotation, molecular function: guanylate cyclase activator activity. NCBI's taxonomy places the organism in Eukaryota, Metazoa, Chordata, Mammalia, Primates, Cercopithecidae.